AUGUUGGUUUAUGACUAUCUGUUGACCCUGCGCUGUGGUGUUGUUGAGAUUAUUAAGGUUCAUUACAUCUUUCAGAUGGCCAGCCCAUUCAUAAGACACUGUACAACCACUACCACAACUAAACUGUCCUGUAACCAACGGUGUCCAAACUGAUUUCCUUCUGCCCAUCAGACAUGGAUGGAUCACCUGUUUUCAUCCUGGGGACAGUCCUAUACAAGACUCUGGGACUGAUGCUGCCUUCACCAAGGAACCACACGGCAGUGAGCUCCAAAGUCAUUGCUGUCACAGUGAGACCAGAGCCCAGGAUAACAGAGUCACACCUGGAGAUCGAGCUGGCUCACCUGGCCAACGGAACCCUGAGUCCUUACUGUGCACUGUGGGAUAACAGCGUCAUGAACGAUUCUUGGGGAACCUGGUCGAGUAAAGGAUGUAAAACCGUACUAACCGAUGCAUCCCAUACAAAAUGCUUAUGUGAUCGUGUAUCUACCUUCGCCAUUUUGGCACAGCAACCAAGAGAAAUAACCAUGGAGUACUCAGCGGUCCCCUCUGUGACUUUGAUCAUUGGUUGUGGUCUGUCCUGUCUCGCCUUGAUCCUGUUGCUAGUGGUCUAUGCUAUUCUAUGGAGUACUUCCCGUUAUUCCAGAUAUAUACGGUCCUGA
This is a messenger RNA of Oncorhynchus kisutch (coho salmon), 659 nucleotides long. RefSeq names its product adhesion G protein-coupled receptor B3-like. NCBI's taxonomy places the organism in Eukaryota, Metazoa, Chordata, Actinopteri, Salmoniformes, Salmonidae. Gene Ontology annotation, molecular function: G protein-coupled receptor activity. Gene Ontology annotation, cellular component: plasma membrane; postsynapse; synaptic cleft. The record is from RefSeq and is a predicted model, not a curated record. The coding region runs from base 174 to 659 and encodes 161 amino acids. The transcript is spliced from 6 exons. Gene Ontology annotation, biological process: adenylate cyclase-activating G protein-coupled receptor signaling pathway; neuron remodeling.